UUAACACUUUGCACGUACGCAAUACCGUGCUGACUUUCAAAGUCCCAGCCGUUUGAAGUGCAAAGCCUUGCCGAAGAGACUGUCGCCAUGUACAUCCUGACUGUUCUCCUGAUUUCGUUGAGUAUACACGCAGGAUACGGGGCACUGUUAUCCAAGGAACCGCAGUGCCGUACAAUCAGGAAGGACCCCAAGAUACAUACAGAUCCGAAGGCCUGCCAGUACUACUGCAACCCAGAUGACGCUCAUCAAAAUUGGCAAUUUGGGUACUUCAAGAAUGGCACAGAAUGUCAGACAGCACAAGAUUCCGCUGGAGAGACCUCUGGGCGCUGUUACGACGGGUACUGCUUCAACUACCGCGGGGGACUCCAGCUUCCUCCGACUAAGAAACCCAAGCCAACGAAGCAACCCAAAAAGCCAAAGACAAACUAACCAGCAGUAACUUCACUGCAGACAGCUAUAUUGGUGAGAAAGGAAGCUGUAAUACCAAGGCUGACUUGUAAACG
Messenger RNA from Ornithodoros turicata, 503 nucleotides. RefSeq lists its product as uncharacterized. The record is from RefSeq and is a predicted model, not a curated record. Bases 88 to 429 code for a protein of 113 amino acids. Lineage: Eukaryota; Metazoa; Arthropoda; Arachnida; Ixodida; Argasidae. The transcript is spliced from 4 exons.